Molecule: messenger RNA, 1493 nt
Organism: Aphanomyces invadans
Lineage: Eukaryota; Oomycota; Saprolegniomycetes; Saprolegniales; Verrucalvaceae
Exons: 3
Coding region: 80-1429 (449 amino acids)
Biological process (GO): carbohydrate metabolic process
Molecular function (GO): hexosyltransferase activity; UDP-glycosyltransferase activity
Source: RefSeq, a predicted model, not a curated record
GCAAAAAAUAAAUUCAAGUUGAACCGUGCGAUAUCGGCCACUUUCGUUGUUCGCAUCGCUGGACAAAGUGGCGGAGGCGAUGGCGUCCAAGAACAUCGUAUUUGUGUCGGUCGGGACGCGAGGCGACGUCCAGCCCCUGUGCAUUGUGGGCCAGGCCCUUGCCGCCCAAGGCCACACUGUCAGCGUCGCGUCGGAUCGACGGCUCGAAUCGCUCAUCACGCACGAGUUUGGGCUCGCGUUUCGACCGCUUGAAGGCGACUUUUGCGGUCUUCUCUUCCACGACGACUUUCACGAUCGAUUUCGCAAGGCAAACGUGGUGCAACUCAUCGGGUUGAUGGAGGAGUGGAGCAGUCGAUCGGACAAAGCAGCCGUGUUGGCGUCGUACGUGCCGGCGCUGCAAGGCGCCGACAUCAUCGUGUCCGGACCGCUCUGUGCUGACGAGUCGUACGCGGUCGCAGAGUCCUUGAACGCGACGUGGGUGCCGCUCUUCUUUGGCGGAUUCAACCUCCCCACCACCGCAUACCCCCAUGGCAUGAUGCAAGCGUUUGUCGGGUCGUGGUUUGGAGCUGUCAACAAGUGGACGCAUUAUUUCAUCUGGUCCAAGUUGUGGGGCGGCAAGCGGGACCACAUCAAUGCGUGGCGGACACAGCAGCUCAAGCUCGCCCCCGUCACGUCAGCGUACGGUGUCCUCGACGCCCUCCUCACCAACGACUCCAUCGUGCAACUCCAAGCGUGUUCAUUGCUAUUCUCGGGCCCACAGCACGAAAUCCCGACCGAUUACGCACCUGGAAAAGUCGCGUACGCUGGCUUUGUCUUCCCCAUCAUGGCCCAACCCGAGCCCGAGCCUUUGAAGGCCUUUCUCGUCGCAAACUCGACCCCUGUGAUUUACAUUGGAUUUGGCAGCAUGCCAACUUUGAAGCCCCGCGAAUUGCUGCAGUUUGCAAUCGACGUGUCGAAAAUUGCCGGCUGCCGCGCAGUGCUGGCGGCAGGAUGGUCGUCACUCGACCAAGAGAGCUCGAAAGACCUCGCUGACGCACACGCAGACACGGUGUAUAUCGAAACAGGAUCGAUCUCGCACACAUGGCUGUUUCCGCAGAUGAGCUGCCUCGUGCAUCACGCCGGGCUUGGCACGAUUGGCGCUGCCUUGCGCAGCGGGAUUCCGCAGCUGCCCUGUCCUGUCGGCAUCGAUCAGUUCUACAACGCGAGUGUGUUGGUGCAGCUGGGCGUGGCGCCGUGCACCGUCAGCAAGAAGCAAUUUGUGUCGGCCAAGUACGUUGGCAGUGCCGUGCACAAGGUGCUUCGAAACGACAAGGACAUCCAAGGCAAAGCACGCGACCUGGGAUUGUUUGUUUCGAAAGAAAGCGCCGACGCAGUGCCGCGCCUGUGUGCUCUCAUUUUGGACGCCAAACCGACAUUUUCCACGGCCUAGAUUCACAGGAACAAGGAAAUAUGCCGACUAUACACGCCGAUCGUACACUUUUCACCCACACCAA